AUGCAGCAACCCAAGAACACGGACCCAACUUUCCCCGUUGACGGAGGGGGAUGUCGACCUCCGGGCGAGACCCACGUUGAAACCCAACGAUCGGUGGAUCCUAAUAUAUCUAUUGAAGACUACAACCGCGCUAUGCUGCAGUAUACCCAGCGACGCAUGUCGACCUUCCUGGACAUGGGCAACGACAGCGGUCCUCCUCCCAGUCGCAGCAGCCGGAGUAGCGACAGCAGCGGCAAUAGUGGUGUGCUGGCCCGUCAGGCUGCAGGCCCCACCUCUCUGGAAGCCUCUCACCAUCGCAAGUCCCAGACACCCGGUCAUAAACCCGUGAAGCACGCUGGCGAUCCGAAGACAGGGCUUUAA
Aspergillus viridinutans is the source of this 360-nucleotide messenger RNA. RefSeq lists its product as uncharacterized. The coding region runs from base 1 to 360 and encodes 119 amino acids. The transcript has a single exon. NCBI's taxonomy places the organism in Eukaryota, Fungi, Ascomycota, Eurotiomycetes, Eurotiales, Aspergillaceae. The record is from RefSeq and is a predicted model, not a curated record.